AUGAGGGGUUUCCUGCUGGCCGGCGUGCUGGUGGCGCUGCUGCUCGCCGCCGGGGAGCUGCAUUGCGCAGCAACAGCGGCACCGGCACCACCAGCAAAGGCAUCCGCGCCACCGCCGCAACACCCAGGAGCGCCACCACAGCACGCACCACCAUCGCCUCCGCGGCGACACCGACCAUCACAUGGACGAGCCCCGCCGGUUCCCAGGAAGCAGGACCCUCCAUCAUCACCACCGCCACCGCCGCUGAAGCAGGACCCUCCGCCUCCAUCGCCGCCGCCGCCGCCGCCUCAGCAGCAGCAGGACCCUCCAUCGCCACCGCCACAGCAGAUCAUACCACCAAUACAGGUCGUGCCACCAAUUCAGGACCCCGACGCGGCGGCACCAGCACAGCCACCCAGGGGCGGCAACCGCUCCGCGGUCUGCACCACCCUCCUCGUGUUCGGGGACUCGACGGUGGACCCUGGCAACAACAACCGCCUGCGGACCACGGCCAAGGCCAACUUCCCGCCCUACGGCGUCAACUUCUACGGCCGCAGGCCCACCGGCCGCUUCACCAACGGCCGGCUGGCCACUGAUAUGCUGGCGGACAAGCUCGGUAUAAUGAGGACCAUCCCGGGCUUCCUUGACCCGACGCUCAAGCUGGGGCAGCUCAGGAAGGGGGUGAGCUUCGCGUCGGCGGGCUCUGGAUACGACGAUAUCACUGCCAACACAUUAAGCGCGUUGCCAUUCCGGAGACAACUGUGGCACUUCUGGCGUUACAAGCAACUGAUCCGAGCCCUGCUCGGACUGAGAAGAGCAGAGCGGAUUGUUAACAGGGCGACCUUCAUCAUAAGUGCUGGUACAAAUGACAUGCUCCUAAACUACAUCGCAUCGAACCGAUCAGCUGGCCCCAUCGCCAUGCUGCGGUAUGAGAACCACCUGAUAGCACGCCUCGGCAACUAUACCCAGGUGAUGAGGAUGCUUGGAGCGAGAAGGUUCGUGUUUGUCGGGCUACCCCCGAUCGGCUGCCUACCGAUCGCAAGAACAUUGCUCGGAAGGGAUCCAGAUGGAUGCGACAGCGACCUAAACCAGCUGGCGGCUUCCUUCAACUCGAGACUGGUUCAGCUGUCGAAUUUCGUCAACUACCAGCCCCGAAUGAAGAGCACCUACAUAGAUACCUACACAAUCAUACGGGCGGCAACAGACAACCCUCAGAAUUACGGGCUGACGGAGGUGUCAAGAGGGUGCUGCGGGUCAGGGAUGAUCGAGGUUGGCCAGACAUGCAGAGGGCGAAGGACAUGCCCGGACCCAAGCAAGUACUUGUACUGGGAUGCUGUCCAUCCGACAGAGACAACAAACCAGCUUAUCACAAGCCUGAUGCUGGACUCCAUUGCCGGAAUCUACAGCUAG
Messenger RNA from Triticum turgidum subsp. durum (durum wheat), 1389 nucleotides. The record is from the annotation of a GenBank genome assembly. NCBI's taxonomy places the organism in Eukaryota, Viridiplantae, Streptophyta, Magnoliopsida, Poales, Poaceae.